GAGUCACAGGCUGCAGAUAAGAAGACUAAUUAAUGGUGAUAAAUGAGAGAUGAACACCCACUACCUGACCACGUCGCGUGUCAACCCUCAGUUCUACACAUUUAGUCAGUUUUUCGGAGACCAUUGCGAUUGGGAGACUAGCAGGUGUGAUUGGGAGGCUAUUCUACAGGUUGCCUGGCAAAACUUCUGGCAUCGUGAGGGACACGAUCUGCUCGAGCUGAAGUGGCACAAGCGAUUUCCCGAGUACAAAGGCCUUAUUAACAUCGUAACGCCGGAGGAGCAAACAUUUUGGCAGGAACUGUGGGAAAAGCAUGUCACCGACUUGAGCGCCAAAUUUUGGCGUAUAUUAAACUGUGCGUUCGAGAAUUAUCAAAAUCAAUUGGCAAAGUCUUUCGAUACAAGUCUUAACCUAGUUGAAGAAGAUUUUCUCGAACUAAACAUUACUGAACAGCUGAGCCGGUCGGAGCAGGGCAAACUAUCAGAGAUCGCUGAGGACGACGAGACCUUUCUGUCAUCUACUAAGGAGUAUCGGAAUUUAGACGAAGACGAGCAGUUAAAGCUAUUGGGAUUGCCUACAACAUUUGGUACCCAAACUUGUCCGAAACAGAACAAACAUAAAAAAGAAUUACUUGAAUCUUCAAGUAGCGACUACAGUUACUAUAGUGAAGAACUGCUGAUCAUGGAAUGCGAUAAGAGUCUCGUGCUGCGUGGCGUUCAGAGUGGCUUGAUCACAAAGAAGAAAAAGGCAAAAAAAAUCGGAACCAAGGCCAGGAUGCCGGAGUUUAUGCAGGACGAGACGAAAGGCCAGAUGGUUAAGUAUUGGCUGAAGCGCUUUUCUUUGUUCUCUCGCUUCGACCUGGGCAUACGGUUGGAUCGCGAGAGCUGGUUCUCGGUGACGCCUGAGAAGAUUGCCAAACAGACGGCUCGUCGGCUGUCCUGCGAUUUAAUAGUAGAUGCUUUUUGUGGAUGUGGUGGAAACGCCAUCCAGUUUGCCAACACUUGCGGGCGCGUCAUCGCUAUAGACAUUGAUGCAGAAAAGUUGGCCAUGGCAAAGCACAAUGCUGGAAUCUAUGGCGUGGCCCAUAAGAUUGAAUUCAUCCAUGCCGAUUUCUUGCAGUUUGCAGUUAGCUCAAGGAUUCGCCCGAAUGUUGUCUUUCUAAGUCCUCCAUGGGGUGGACCCGGCUACCAAAAGCAAACAAACUUCGAUAUUGAGCGAAGCCUGAUACCCGUGGGCGCCAGUAAGUUGAUGAAACUGGCCCGUCGUCUCGCCGAUACCGUUGGAUUCUUUCUGCCCCGCAACUCCAACAUGCCCCAGGUGGUUGCUUUGAGUGGAGCUGGUCAGCAGUGUGAGGUGGAGCACAACUUUCUGGAUACGCGUAUGGUGGCUCUCACUGCCUACUACGGUAAUGAAGUAAUAAGGAAUCAUCCGCCAAAUGCAGAUGUCGCACAGUUGAAUUUAAAGAACAAAAUUGAAAACUAAGUUAUUUUACAAAUAGGUUUCUUUCAAGGUAUAAGUUAAUAUUAAGCCAACUUUACACUACUGACAAUAGUCGACCAUACUAUAAAUAUACGGGAGUGUUACAGAACCCGCUUCGGAUUUCAGAUUACUUGAAAAGUUAUUUGACUGUGUGUAAAUUGAAUGAGUUAACAUCUUUUGUAGUGGACUAAGUUUAAUUAAUUGCAGCUCUACGCUUUUGUGGCCCCUCUGACUUGUUUCAAUGUAAAACAUAAGAAUGUCUCCCUAAAGCUCCGCUGGAUAGUUUUAAUUUUUUUAACAAAGCAAGAUUUAAUAUUUCAUGGAAACCAAGGCAAAGGGAAACCUUGAGGUAAUAAGCGUUUCAAAUAAGAUAAUUACUUUUACUUUGUUCACGAAGCCACUUUCAGUAUUGUUUUUAUUUCCUUAAGUUUUUCUCUCGUUCGACAAAAGUUGACUAAUGAAUAAAGCCUCCUCUCGUAUGUAGCAACACA
Molecule: messenger RNA, 1968 nt
Organism: Drosophila serrata
Lineage: Eukaryota; Metazoa; Arthropoda; Insecta; Diptera; Drosophilidae
Gene: Tgs1
Product: Trimethylguanosine synthase 1
Biological process (GO): 7-methylguanosine cap hypermethylation
Cellular component (GO): nucleus
Molecular function (GO): RNA cap trimethylguanosine synthase activity
Source: RefSeq, a predicted model, not a curated record